AUGGCAAGCCUAAAGCCAGGGAUUUUCCAAGAAUUUCAGGAGAGGCAUUUACUAUCUCACCGUGACUUCAAACCUGUUAGUGUCAAGGUUAUCGAAUUAGAAAACUUCGAAGCUGAGAGGCCUACUAUUCAUUCCUUUAUUCUCAACCCGGAGGAUUUUGAGGGUUGGUUGGAUCAAAUAAUUACUACGAAUAAUCAUAGUUGCCAGAAACCCAAAUUUCGUAUCAUUCUUGGGUAUGUUGGAAAGGGGGCAAAGUAUGAAUAUUUGAUGCCUGGCAACGAGUUUAGAACUGGAGACAUAACUAGUGAAUCGAUGACUGCUCUGCCUUUUUCGAAAGAACAUUGUCAGCUUAUACGCAAGAAACUUGGAUUGCCUGAUAUAACGUCUUUGUUACCGUCCCGAGGAGCUUCCCCUUUAGUGGGUCACUUUCAACUCGUACAGCUUGCAUCUGAAGAAGGCAAUCCGAUAUACGGCUUAACCUUAAAUGCAUUUACUAGCUUACUAGUUGGCAUUAAAAUUGGCGUUUCGAUGUCGUACUGUCCUUCCACGGGUGUUACGAAUGCUGUGAUGAUGAGAAGUGGUCCUCGGGAUGGAUUCAACUGGCUAGAGCAAGACUUAGAUCAAUUGGCUUCUUUAGCUGAUAACCCUUUCCUUGUUCCUACCCUAGUCAGCCAACACCUUACCGAAGCGUUCUGUUCCGCCAUAGACCGCAACUUCGAUCGGUUGCACGAAGCAGAGUUUAGAAGUGGCCAGACUGGUAUCACGAUGAUCGGAGAGAACGGGAUGCCAAUGUCGCGGGGUAAUUGUGAGGAUCCAAACCUGUCAGUAACGGUCCUCGGAGUGGCUCAGCAUGUGCUUGCCGUUGAAGCUUAUAUCAGAGGUCAACUAUUGACCGUAGAUCUGAUCAAGAAUGAAAUGUUGGCAUUUCCAUGGCAACAAUUUCCCUCCAUAAACCAGGACCGUAUUAAAGAACAAAAUGGGCUUCUCGUCAAACAACUCGAUUUUAUUAGUCGAACACUCGAUAUCGCUCUUAUUCGCAUUGAUCAUCUAAAGCAGCGAACAACUGUACAGGCAACUGCUAUCGCCAAUUUACUAGCUCAGCGUAACAAUGAGAUGAAUUGCAGGUUGGCUGAGUCUAGCACAAGCAUAGCUCACGAUACUAGGCGAGAUAGCUUGGCUAUGAAGUCUAUUGCCGUUCUAACAAUGGUCUUUCUCCCGGCUACUUUCGUCGCUACAUAUUUCACUACGCCUGCUGUAGCAGCAUUGGAGCCCUCGCAAAGCCUCUACUGGGUCGUCACGGUACCGUUGACCCUGAUUGUUGUGAUAUUGUGGAUUUUCUCAUUCUAUAUCCUGGCUAGGGAUAAAUUUCCAUCAUUUAAUAAAGGUAGCUUGGUGUGA
Messenger RNA from Daldinia vernicosa, 1398 nucleotides. RefSeq lists its product as uncharacterized. NCBI's taxonomy places the organism in Eukaryota, Fungi, Ascomycota, Sordariomycetes, Xylariales, Hypoxylaceae. The coding region runs from base 1 to 1398 and encodes 465 amino acids. The record is from RefSeq and is a predicted model, not a curated record. The transcript is spliced from 7 exons.